This is a messenger RNA of Symbiodinium sp. CCMP2456, 1107 nucleotides long. The record is from the annotation of a GenBank genome assembly. NCBI's taxonomy places the organism in Eukaryota, Dinophyceae, Suessiales, Symbiodiniaceae.
GAAGGAAACUCGUCCAUGUUCGUUGUAAACCAUGUGUCCGAUCGCUUUCCAGAACAGAUUGGGACGCUGUUGGGCACGGCGCAUAAUCCUUCCUCCAAGCACGUCUUCCGCAAUGCGACGGAGAUCAGCCAAGGUGAUCCUCAUGAGGAGCUGAUAGCAGCGGCGUCGCGAGCAAUCCUUGCGAAGAACUCCCGAUGGGACGGCGAGGAGCUUCUGCAGCCACAGCAGUUCACUUUCAGCAGAAGUGCUGCUCUUCGCAACCAGUACGUGAAGUGCAGCUGGAGGGAAGAGCAAGGCUUGUGGUCUCCGGGAGGUGCGGACUGCUUGCAGCUGGGCACCAUGUCUUUGGAGCUGGACACGGGCAGCAGGUGGCUCCUGGUCGUCGUUUUGCCCGAUGGCGCCCUCAAUGCAAACGCUCUCUCCUCUGAACAUUCAGCGAGCUCGGAGAUCGAGCUCAUGACCAGCAACACCCACGUCAGUGUCAACGAGGCUCGCAUCUCGGCGUCGCUGAUCUUCUUCGGCAUCGGCUUCAUUUGCGUGUUCAUCAGUGGAACGUUGGCCUGGGCGGUGUCGGACCCCCUCCAGCGCAUGAGUAAUGAUAUGCAGCGCUUCAGCGAGAUCGUUCGCGAUCCUGACUGUUUCAUGCCAAGGAGUGGGCGCCACUUGGAUGUGGCAGCCUAUGAGUGCUCAUUUAGAAAGCUGCUCUGUGGAAUCUCUGCCUUCUCGCGAUUCAUCCCUGAGGCAGUGGUGCACCGCAUCGUGUAUGGAGAGUGUGGAGCAACGCGACUCCAUGUAAAGCAUCGGGUGGUCACAAUCAUGUUCUCCGGGAUCCGGGACCUGAACCGUUUGAAGCUGAGCGAAGAGGAGGUGGCCGAGGUGAUCAAGAGGUUCCAUAUCAUCAUGACGUCGAUCGUGGAACAGAAUGACGGUUCCAUUGGAGAGAUUCUGGACGACGGCCUCUUGGUCUACUGGAAUGCCUCCAGCGACAUCGAGGACCAUGCUAAGAAAGCCUGCGAAUGUGCCCUUCAACAGCGAAAGGGUAUGACAUUGCUGCGUGCCGACAUCGCAGAUCACUUGGAGAGCUUAGGUUGCGACGGUAGCAUGCCG